AUGGGUGCAGCUAUAUCGUUACCUUUGAUGCCCAUCUCAUCAUUAGCUUCAUGUUUUGGAGCAGCUGCCUGUUCGGCUUUUUGUACAUCAAUAGGUGGAACAUUUAAAUCUUCAAUAAUGACAAGAAUCACAUAUGCAAUAAUAUUAUUAAUAAACUCAUUAUUAUCUUGGAUUGCAUUAUCACCUUUUAUAAUUCAUAAAUUGGAAAAAGCUACGUUUGGAUUUAUAAAUAAUAGAUGUGGACCUGAUGGUAGUCAAUGUAUAAGUUUUACAUCAGUUCAUAGAAUAAAUUUUGCCUUGGGAGUAUUACAUUUAAUAUUGGCUGCUUUGUUAAUUAAUGUCAAAUCUACUGCCAAUCCAAGAGCUGUAAUACAGAAUGGAUGUUGGAAAAUGAAAGUAUUCGCUUGGAUUUCAUUUAUUUUCAUAAAUUUUGUCUUGAUACCUGAUGGAUUCUUUGUAUUUUAUGGAAAUCAUAUUGCAAUAUUUUUUUCAACUAUAUUCUUAGGGAUUGGUUUAAUUUUGCUAGUUGAUUUUGCUCAUGCUUGGGCUGAGAAAUGUUUAGAGAAAAUCGAAAUGGAGGAAUUAACUGGUGAAGGUGAUGCAGGAUUUUGGAAAAAAUUAUUAAUUGGAGGUACUUUAACUAUGUAUAUUUCAAGUAUUAUAUUAACUAUUGUCAUGUAUUGGUUUUUUGCAGGUAGUGGUUGUUCAAUGAAUAAAACUGCAAUAAGUUUAAAUUUUGUAUUUGCAGUUAUAAUAUCUGGUUUAUCUAUACAUAAUACAGUUCAAGAAUAUAAUCCACAUGCUGGAUUAGCACAAUCAUCAAUGGUUGUAUUUUAUUGUACUUAUUUAGUUAUGAGUGCUGUUGCAUCUGAACCAGAUGAUAAAUAUUGUAAUCCAUUAAUUAGAUCAAAGGGAACAAGAACUGCAAGUGUUAUAUUAGGUGCAUUUUUCACAUUUUUAGCAGUUGCAUACACUACUACAAGAGCAGCAGCUAACUCAGCUUUCAGUUCAGAAUCAGUUGAAGAAUUCACUGCUUCCGGUGUUACAACAACUCAACCAACAGCAAGAUCUGAAAUGAGAUAUCAAGCUUUGAAACAAGCAGUAGAUGAAGGUUCAUUACCAGAAAGUGCAUUAAAUCAGUUAGAUUUAUAUGAUGAUGAAAAUCCGAAUGAUGAAGAAAGAUCUACAGUUAAAUAUAAUUAUUCAUUAUUUCAUAUUAUAUUUUUUUUAGCUACUCAAUAUGUUGCUACUUUAUUAACUAUUAACGUUAAACAAGAUGAUUAUGGUGAUUUUGUACCUGUUGGUAGAACAUAUUUUGCAAGUUGGGUUAAAAUUGUAAGUUCUUGGGUUUGUUUUAUUUUAUAUGGUUGGAGUUUAGUUGCACCGGUUAUUUGGCCAGAUAGAUUUGUAAGAAUCUAG
Molecule: messenger RNA, 1419 nt
Organism: Lodderomyces jiufengensis
Lineage: Eukaryota; Fungi; Ascomycota; Pichiomycetes; Serinales; Debaryomycetaceae
Exons: 1
Coding region: 1-1419 (472 amino acids)
Cellular component (GO): membrane
Source: RefSeq, a predicted model, not a curated record